This is a messenger RNA of Peronospora matthiolae, 1554 nucleotides long. The record is from the annotation of a GenBank genome assembly. NCBI's taxonomy places the organism in Eukaryota, Oomycota, Peronosporomycetes, Peronosporales, Peronosporaceae.
AUGUCGGCGCUUCUCGCGUCUAUUGAUGAAGAAGAAGAAGAAGAACAUGAAGAAGACUGUGCUAACGUCGUGGAAUCAGUGGGAGAAGUGCCGAUGACAUUCCCAUCGGCUAUGGAAUCCAGCGACGCAAGAAAGUGGCGAGAAGCGUGCGAAUCAGAGUUUCAGUCAUUGUGCAAGAACAACACGUGGGAACUCGUGCCGUUACCAAGUGAUCGCAAGGCGAUCAGCAGCAAGUGGGUGUUCAAGGUGAAGGAGACUGUUGAUGGACUUAUCGAGCGAUACAAAGCGCGCCUCGUGGCAAAAGGAUUUUUGCAAAAGUACGGUGUGGACUUCGAGGAGACGUUCGCACCUGUGGCCAAUUUCGCGUCGAUCCAGAUCAUUGUGAGCCUCGCCGCGCAGCACAACCUCGUACUUCACCAGAUGGACGUCAAAACGGCGUUUCCUAACGGCACGCUUGAAGAAGAGAUCUACAUGAAGCAGCCUGACGGAUUCGUUGAUGCCAAUCAUCCUCACCAUGUGUGCAAGCUCAAGUGUGCGUUGUACGGACUCAAGCAAUCCCCUCGUAUGUGGAACCAGACUAUUGAUGAGUUCAUACGCAAUAUUGGCUUCAUCAAGUGCGAUAUGGAUCAAUGUGUCUACGCCAAGCGUGACGACAAGGUCAUGAUGUUUGUUUUCAUAUACGUCGACGACCUCAUUCUUGCGUGCAACAACAUGGACAUCCUCGCAGCCAUUAAACGUGCAUUGAGCGAGCGAUUCGAGAUGUACGAUCUCGGUGAGCUUAAAUACUGCCUCGGAAUAGAAGUCGAGCGCGAUGACAAGUCAGGCGAUGUAUCGAUGAAACAGACUAAGUUCUUGCGAUCGAUUCUGACCAAUUUCGGUAUGCAAGACUCUUGGCCUGUUAAGACACCGCAAGAUCCCGGACUGAAGUUGACUAAGCGCAUGUGCAAAGAUGGAUGCAAGCACAACUACACCAUGCAAGGAGUGCCAUACCGAAGUGCCGUCGGAGCCUUGAUGUACCUCAUGGUAGGCACGCGUCCAGACCUCGCAGCUUCAGUGGGAGUGCUCAGCCAGUUUGCUGCUGACCCGUUUCCGACACAGUGGCAAGCUUUCAAGCGCGUGCUACGGUACCUGCAAGCGACUCCUACACUUAUUAUUCGUUUUUUUGGCGCUGGCAAUGGCAAGUUGCUUGGCUACUCCGAUGCCGACUGGGCUGGAGAUAUCGAUACUAGACGAAGUACCAGCGGCUACGUAUUUGUGCUUAACAACGGCUGCAUCAGCUGGCGUAGCAAGAAACAGCGCAGCGUGGCACUCUCGUCUACCGAAGCAGAGUACAUGGCACUGUCGGAGGCGACCCAAGAAGCGACUUGGCUCAAGACGUUCAUGCGUGAGCUCGGCGAAGAAGCAGGCGAUGACGCUCUAACUAUCUAUGAAGACAAUCAAGGUGCUAUUGCGCUUUCCAAGAACCCAGAGUUCCACAAACGCACCAAGCACAUCGACAUUUGCUACCACUUCGUGCGAGAAAAGGUCGAAAAGAAUCAAGUUGUGCUACAGUAG